AUGGCUGUUGCGUUUGAAGGCUUCUCCAUCCGAGAGUACGCGGCAAAGAUGAGAACCGUGGACGUGUUCAAAUCCUAUCCCUUCACUGCUGCAGACAAUCAUGAUGCUGAUGAAGAUGAUGAAGAUAUGAAGGAGAAGAAGAAGAAGAAGAAGAAGGAACAAGUCGAGGCCUUGCUUCCUCCGAUCACUAUCACCAAGUUCAAGUGGUGGGCCCACGAGCUCCACCGCUUAAGAGCAUCCACUAAUCCCCACCCCCACCACCCAGAACAGAUGUUAACGCUUGUUAACAAAGAAAGCUCAGAUAUCCCCAGAAACGACAUCGAAUUCACUGCCGUUGCCGAUGAGCUUGAGGCUGAGGUCGAGUCUCAGGAAACCCAGAAAUCGUCUGAGACGUCGUCGUCGUUGGUUUGUCCAGUUUGUAAAGAUUUCUCAUCGGCCACUGUCAACGCCGUGAAUGCGCAUAUCGACAGCUGCCUUGCUCAGGCGUCGAGGGAGGAACGGAGGCAGAUGAGGAAGGCCAAGUCCAAAGUACCCAAGAAGAGAUCUAUUGCUGAGAUUUUCGCCGUGGCGCCUCAGAUCCAAAAUCAUUACGAAGAAGAUGAAGAUGGUGAUGAUGAAGAUUGUGAGCUGUUGGGUGAGAGUGGUGGUGAUAGUAGUUUCAGUGUUUCAAGGUUGAAGCCAAAGAAGGUGAAGAAAAGGAAGAAGGAGAAGAAGAAGGUGGUGUUGUUGGAGGAGAACAAGAAGUUCAACAAGAAGAUGGUGAUGAAGAAUAAGAAGAAUAAGAAGAAGAAGAAUGAUGGGUUAAUUGCAAACAAGGAGAAGUCUUGCAAACUCAAAUUACAAAAUCCAGUCACUUUUGCCAAAAAGCUGAAUAAGAAGUUUGCACUGGACAUUUGGGAUGGUGUAACUGUCCGUGCAAGGACGCCAAAUCUGAAAUACUUAUCUACAAAGAAGAGAAAAGUAGUUCAAACAUCCAAAUUGAUUCCUAAGCAUCAGAAGCAAAUUUUUGCUGUUCGCAGCAUUCUCAAGAAUCAUGACGUUUGUGGUCAGAACUCCGCAUUUUGCAGCAUGCAAGGUGAUAGUCAAGCAAAUCCUCGUGGUAUUCAACACUCAGAAAGGCAUGUUAGGUUUUCUGACAAGAAUCACAUACUUGGCCCAAGGAAGAAUGGAUUGUCUUCCUUUCAACACAAUACUGUUGGCAACUUAUCUUCUGAUAUCUUUGUUAGUUCAUCUGAGAAGGACCAGUCUGCUGACAGUAAUAAAGAAGCAGCCCCCAUGGAGGUAGACAGAAGAGAAAAUCAUGUUUCAAUUGGCACAGAUAAUGGAACUGAGGCCUGCAGUAUAAUUGGAAGGAAGGAAUUGCCUAAAAUAUCUGAUCAUGCUGAUAUACCAAAUUUUCUGAGGCCACAUAUUACUCAUCAGGAAAAAGUAAAGCAUUUGCCUGAUAAAUCUGUACCAGCAAGUAGAGCUGCAACUGAAGAUAAUAAUUUGAGUAUGUUCGGUCAAGGCUACCCAAUCGCCUCACAUAAACCUGCAUAUGCUGGCAUUCCAAGAUUGAUAUCUGCUCUAGAAGAACCACACAUAAAUACUCAUGGAGUUGCUGUUUCCAGAGCUUUUGGUUCCAGUGGGACGAUGAUUGAUCAUAUUGCACAUCCUAUCCAUGGUGUUGCUGCUAUGAGUUCAAGGGAAAAUGCAGGAGCAUUUCCUGAACCUUUUUCAUCUAGUUUCACUUUCAAUGAGAUUGCAAGGGGGGGCAUUCCAUUCCCUUCAGAAUCUGAAAUAGAUAAAUUUAGUGAUCAUGGUCUGCACCGCCAAUCAUUAUGUCCUCCCAUGAACUUGAUGGGUGCCUCAUAUCCCUUUCCAGAGUGGAAACAAAGAGCAGGUUCCUUUAGGGAAAGGUGCUUGGAUGAGGAUUUUAUUGGUUUGCCUCUCAAUUCGCACGGUGAACUAAUCCAGUUGAGUCCAACAGGUAGAAGUGGGUUCAACCAGCUGAGGAAGUUGGAUACUAUAGCAGGGACCUCCAGUAGCUUACCUGUGCAGAAUUUUACCCAGUUGAUGAGUACGAGUAGCUUACCAGCGCAUAACUUUACCCACAGAACGAGUAUGGAAGAUUCUUUGACUGCAUACAAGAAGCAUUUUGUGGAGAAAGAACUUCCAAAUGAUCAGUUGAAUUUGUUUCCUAUGCAGAAUUAUGUUAAAGAGAAUUUUAAUUCACAUUUUCCAGACAGGUUAGGUGUUACUUACUUGGAUAGCACUCAAAGAGCAGGUAUACACCAGCUUGAUUUUGAGAGCAGCAGAAGCAGCUACUCUUUUCAUCCGCUUGAUUCAGGCCUGAACCUCAUGAAUAUCUCUACCAGUGGAUGCAGACAAUUUGACCAGGUACAGAACCAAAAGACAGUGGGAAUGAUCCCUAUGGAUAAUUCAGGUCACACAUCGUCGAAUAUGAAUCAACCAACAAUGCGGUUAAUGGGAAAAGAUGUUGCAAUUGGUAAAAGUAGCAGAGAGAUUCAAGGAUUUGAGGAUGGAAAAGUUUGGACAGAUAAGGAGAUUAUAGCAGAGCAUUGUCCUUCAAGUACUGCCUUGCAUAGUUCUUCCUUGAACAAGAAUUUCCAGCAGAGUUGGCUUCCAGACACGGCAUCAGGGAAGUUGAAAGAAACUGUAGCACAGUCUUCAGAAAUUCACAGCGAACACGCCUCUCUACAAAAUUUUCUGAUGAAAGCCCCAGAAUAUAGAUUUCCUCAUCCUUACCACAACUGGCAAAGCAAUUCAGAUUUUCAAAAUGGCAGCCUUACCACCGACAGAAGUCCAAGUUCGAAUUUGAUCCAUUUUGCUCAGUUACCCACUUCACCUGCAAUGUUUAAUAGGGCACCCAACUUCCCAGAAGCCUUCAUAUCUGGAGCUGAAUCUCUACAGUUUGGCUCUCAACUACCUGUAUUUUCUGCUCCACAAACUACCUGUGGACAUGGGGUUUUAAGACCUGCUGAAUUCAAUUACAAGCAGAACCCACCACAUUUUACAAAAUCAGCAUUUGACUUUCCUUUCCUAAAUCCGGAAUGCAGAGAAAAUGUCCAAUCACCAUGGUUUCAGAGCUCCUCCAAGGGCCUGCCCCCUUGGUUGUUACAUGCAACACUACAGGGAAAACCACCAAAUACAGCUUCUCAAUCUUUUCCAGAUGUGGGUAGGAAAAACCAUCAUCAUAUUAUGCCGAGAAGUGAUAUUUUCACCGCGCCGUUCAUGCAUCAUUCAUCUGAAUUUUCUUAUCCUUGCAAUUUGAUGACCUAUCAUUCACAAGUGAUGAGUUCACCUAGUCCGGCAACUACAUUUCUGCCUCCACAUGCUCCAGCCAAUACAGGAGGAAAUCAAAAAGCAAUGUCUGCCAUCAAUAUGGGCUACAGAAACAGAACCAAUGUAAAAGACAGAUUGAAAUCAAAAGAUUUUGGUAUCAAAGACCCUUAUCCUUGCAAGAAAACUAAGAGACUUGCAGUAAAAGCAGUUGAUUCAACAAUUCCUCCUAACAUGUUCAACUUAGAAAUGCAAGAAAAGUUGAGUGCUGUUGCAGGGUCAUCAAGAGGGAACUUUUUCAGUGAAAUGCAGUCUACUUCGAGAGCACUUGAUGUUGACUUGAGUAGGACGAAAGCAAGUGAUUUGGGUUGCAGCCUACAUGAAAUUCAAGAGGAUGGAUUCGGAAGCUUUGGAAUUGAGUCCUCCAAAGUAGAUGGUAUGGUGAAAUCUGGUCCCAUUAAACUAUGUGCAGGAGCAAAACACAUCCUAAAACCCACUCAAAAUGUGGAUCAGGAUAUCUCCAGGCCAAUCCAUUCAACUAUCCCCUUUGUUGCAGUACCUAAUGGUUGUAGAGAACCAGAGCCUCAGAAGAAAUCAACAAAGAUUUACAGGUUUUAG
Messenger RNA from Prunus armeniaca (apricot), 3900 nucleotides. The record is from the annotation of a GenBank genome assembly. Lineage: Eukaryota; Viridiplantae; Streptophyta; Magnoliopsida; Rosales; Rosaceae.